This is a messenger RNA of Molossus molossus (Pallas's mastiff bat), 307 nucleotides long. Its product is annotated as 40S ribosomal protein S27-like. The coding region runs from base 1 to 249 and encodes 82 amino acids. Gene Ontology annotation, biological process: translation; ribosomal small subunit assembly. Gene Ontology annotation, molecular function: structural constituent of ribosome; RNA binding. The record is from RefSeq and is a predicted model, not a curated record. The transcript has a single exon. Gene Ontology annotation, cellular component: cytosolic small ribosomal subunit; ribosome. NCBI's taxonomy places the organism in Eukaryota, Metazoa, Chordata, Mammalia, Chiroptera, Molossidae.
AUGCCUCUCACUAAGGAUCUCCUUCAUCCCUCUCCAGAAGAGAAGAGAAAACACAAGAAGCACCUGGUGCAGAGCCCCAAAUCCUACUUCAUGGAUGUGAAAUGCCCAGGGUGCUAUAAAAUCACCACCGUCUUUAGCCACGCACAAAUGGUAGUUUUGUGUGUUGGUUGUUCCACUGUUCUCUGUCAGCCAACAGGAGGAAAUGCAAGGCUUACAGAAGGAUGUUCCUUCAGAAGGAAGCAGCACUAAACGCACCUCGAAUCAAGAUGAGUGGGGAACCAUCCCAAUAAACACAUUUUGAAUUUAA